AUGUCUGACAAACAAAGUUCGAACAACACGGGUAAUCUUUCAUUUGCCGGCACAGAGAUAUCUAUGUCACGCACGGCUCGCUUUUGGAUUCUUCUCCUAUUUGAUAUUCCAUCCAUCAUUUGUACAUUGUUCGUUCUCUGCUGUAUCCUUAUGGAUCGAAAAUUACGUUCUAGCGUAAAAAACCAUUCUCUUGUUCUAUUUCUUAUUCUUGGCUUGGGCACUCAAUUAGUUGAUGUUCCUUUCUAUCUGAAUUUUAUCGUACAUUCGAGUGUUGUUCCAGCGAAUCCAUCAAUUUGUAUCCUGUGGUGGUUUACGGACAUUGGCAUGUACAAUGGAGGAGCCAUACUUUUGGCCUGGACUGCUUUCGAGCGACUCAUAAUCAUAUUUCAUGAUCG
Rotaria socialis is the source of this 395-nucleotide messenger RNA. The record is from the annotation of a GenBank genome assembly. Lineage: Eukaryota; Metazoa; Rotifera; Eurotatoria; Philodinida; Philodinidae.